Molecule: messenger RNA, 1101 nt
Organism: Aureococcus anophagefferens
Lineage: Eukaryota; Pelagophyceae; Pelagomonadales; Pelagomonadaceae
Product: expressed protein
Exons: 1
Coding region: 1-1101 (366 amino acids)
Source: RefSeq, a predicted model, not a curated record
AUGGCCCUGCGCCUGGACCUGCCGCUGCUGCGCGUGGGCCAGUCGGCCUGGGACGUCGUCGGGACGACGGCCGUCGUCGUCGGCGGCGCCGCGGCCUGCGCGACGGCCGUCGUCGUCGGCUACACGGCCGUGUCGCUCGUCGCGCCCGCGCUGGGCCGCGCGGCGGGCGGCGCGGCGGCGGGCUCCGGGCCCGAGUGGCUCAAGCUGCGCGCGGGCCAGGUGCGGGCGACGGCCGACGCGUUGAAGCUCGCCUGGAGCGACCUGUUCGAGGACGAGUCGCUCGUCGUGCUCGAGGACACGUGGGCGCCGUGCGUCCUGGAGGCGACGGAGGACUUUGGGGACGACGGCGCGGGCGGCGCGGCCUACACGGCGUACCGCUUCGCCCUCAAGCAGGGCGGCAAGGCCGUGCUGCCGCUGGAGCUGGGCCAGGAGGUGACCUUCGUCGGUUUGGACGGGAGGAACCGGCCGGUCCGCGCGUCGUUCCCGCUCGCGUCGAACCGGCGCGACGCGGGCGCCGUCGAGGUCGUCGUCGCCGCGCCGGGCCGGCGCCGCGCGCGGGAGGCCGUCGGCGGGCUCACGGCGGAGCAGCGCGCCGUCGUCGACGCCUUCGACGGCCUCGGCAUCGGCGGCGAGGCGGCCGUGAGGCCCGGGCGGCGCGCGUUCACGUACGAGGGGUCCUACCUGCCCAUCACGUCGCUCCAGUGCUUCGCCGAGGAGCUCGGGGCGUUGCCCGUCAUCCAGCUCCUCAAGGAGAGCCUGCCCCGGGGCCGGUCGACCAUCGCGAAGGCCCAGGUCUUCUGGAUCAACGAGGGCGAGGACGACUUCGGCCUCUACGAGGGCCUCGAGACGCUCUUCUACAAGUUCCCCAAGAAGAUGGAGCUCGCCUGCGUCGUCGACGACAAGCUCCACAGCCCGGACACGACGAAGAACGCGCCGGGCGACGCCGUCUUCCGGCGCAACGACGACCUCGCGGGCGCGGUCGCGCCGUGGCAGCCGGGCAUGCUCGCCGUCGUCGCGGGGCCCGACGCGUUCCAGGACCAGGUCGUCGCCCACCUCACGGGCGCCAAGGGCUACCCGCCGGAGUGCAUCGUCUACUUCUAG